This is a messenger RNA of Aegilops tauschii subsp. strangulata, 1227 nucleotides long. The record is from RefSeq and is a predicted model, not a curated record. NCBI's taxonomy places the organism in Eukaryota, Viridiplantae, Streptophyta, Magnoliopsida, Poales, Poaceae.
AUGUGCCUCCUCGGUGAGCACCGCGUCCAAAUUCCUCCUUCCCUCUUCGAUCAGUCGCCGUACCCGUCACCUCUGCAUCUCCCGCGCUUCGUCCGCGUGCCUCGCCCGCUCACCGCCCAUCCCUGCAGCCGCUGGUCUGCUCGUCGCUACUGCCAGCUACUACUCUGCAGCACUGCUGCUUGCUGCUACCGCCUAGCGCCGCCGUUGUUCCGCACGUCCGCGCAGCCGUUCCCGACGGAGCCACCUCCACCGGCCAACCCCGCGCCCGCCUUGACAUCCCUGGCCCUCUGCCGCACCCGUCAACCCACUCGCGUCGCCGGCUCGCCCGCAGCCUGCUCGCUCCUCGCCCAGCACCCGUGCCCGCCUUCUGCCCGCUCGCGAGUCGCGACUGCCCCUCCUGAUGCCGUCCCGACGCCCGCUGGCCCGCGCGUGAACCAUCGUUGCCCCGCCGCGCCGUUCCGGCCCGCCUCCUCUGCGCCUGCUGCUCGCCCGCCCCUGGCGGCGCCUCGCCACGACCGCCCCGGCUGCUACCCGCUCGGCCCUUCCACUUGCUGGCAGCCCGCGCCCUGCUACCCCGCCGCCGUCCCGGGCCAUUGCUCGCCGUGGCCGCCGGCGCCCUCCUGCGCCGUGCUGGUCCAGGCCAGCGGGGUCGACGCAACCCCGACCCCUACUCGCCUCGCCGACGCGCUCACAAGCCUCGCCAUCGUGCCCUACGUCAGCUACGCCGAGCCAAUCGAGCUGAGGAGCCCCGACGCCGACGCCCGCAUCGUCUUCAACCUCGGGACCCACCGGCGAGCUUCACCGAAUCCCUCACCACUGCAGCUCCUAACCUCUCGACGGGCCUUCGUGUGCCUCCUCGGUGAGCACCGCAUCCAAAUUCCUCCUUCCCUCUUCGAUCAGUCGCCGUGCCCGUCACCUCUGCAUCUCCCGCGCUUCGUCCGCGUGCCUCGCCCGCUCACCGCCCGUCCCUGCAGCCGCUGGUGUACUUGUCGCUACUGCUUGCUACUACUCUGCAGCACUGCUGCUUGCUGCUACCGCCUAGCGCCGCCGUUGUUCCGCACGUCCGAGCAGCCGUUCCCGACCGAGCCACGUCCACCAGCCAACCCCGCGCCCGCCUUGACAUCCCUGGCCCUCUGCCGCACCCGUCAACCCACUCGCGUCACCGGCUCGCCCGCAGCCUGCUCGCUCCUCGCCCAGCACCCGUGCCCGCCUUCUGCCCGCUCGUGA